Haemonchus placei is the source of this 1005-nucleotide messenger RNA. Lineage: Eukaryota; Metazoa; Nematoda; Chromadorea; Rhabditida; Trichostrongylidae. The record is from the annotation of a GenBank genome assembly.
AUGGACACACACAGCGAACGUGUCGCCCGUACAUGUUGGUCGAGCUCCCAAAAUUUGGCUUUGGAUUUCCGUUCACAAUCUCUCAGACGGAUUGAACAGCAGCCCACAGUUUGGACAACACACGCUCAAUUGAAUAACCCAUAUCAGCAACUUGAUAAAGAGUAUACUCCAACUCUGGUACCACCUGAUGGACUGUUUGAACCACCGUUUCCGAAUGAUCGCUUUGGAGCGUCGUUUCCGAUUUUCGAAGACGUUCUUACCAAUCCGACGGCUCUCCCUGUGGCAGUUGAGGUGACUCCAACCAUCGUUGGUCAUCAGACCUCUUCACCUCCCACUUCAACACAAGCAACAAUGACGACAACCCCUUGGAUGAUGACGGCCCCUGCAAGCAAACCGAAACCGUCUAUGAGCAAGUUGUCAUCGCGUCCUGUCAGAAACGAAACAAGUCCCGGUACAGCUGCACAUGUGUCCGUGCCCAGCCAUCGACUACUCAACGAUAUCCUUGUGAUUCCAUCCAGUCGGCGACUGUACAUUCUUGCCAUCAUCCCCAUCCAUGAGUCCGCAGAUAAUCAAGGAUUCGAAUGUGGUCGCGUGGAUUUGAACGGUUUCCUGAGAUUGGGCGCUUUCCUUAAUGCACUGAAUAAAGUGAAUUCAGAGCGAGUUUUGAAGGACACCGGCUUGUCUUUAGGUGCUGUUAUCAUUGACAGUUGCUCAUCAGAUCUCAGAACGGUCGCUAAUCUGUUCGAAUUGCUGUCCGGUACAAACAUCCAAAAAUCAGAUGUGGUAGCAAUAAUACGUGACGAUGAUGCCUAUUUACCGAAUGUCGAUCAACUUGUCAAGCAUUUAAACCUUCCCAUUGUGAACACUUUCUUUUCUGCCUCUGUCCAGCCCCUGACAACUGGAACGUUGCCGUCGAUCAGUUCAGUUUUUGAAGCAAUGAUGGGCGUUUUGCAGCACACGAACAGCACUUGUGCCAGUGUACUUCAUGAUGAGCUUUACGAUUAG